CGAUUCCCGCCCACGACGAGUCCUGGACCACGGUCGCACAUCGACUUCAUCCACAAUGGCUACACAGCACUCCCACUCCCAUUCGCAUGCUCACGAUGCCGGCUCCCAUGGCCAUACGCACGAAGUCCUCGACGGUCCCGGCUCCUACCUGAACCGCGAGAUGCCAAUCGUCGAAGGGCGUGAUUGGAAUGAUAGGGCAUUUACGAUUGGAAUUGGAGGACCAGUAGGUUCUGGGAAAACGGCUCUGAUGCUGCAGCUCUGCUUGGCCCUGCGGGAUACUUACAACAUCGCCGCGGUGACGAAUGAUAUCUUUACGAGGGAAGAUGCCGAAUUCCUCACUCAAAAUAAAGCUCUCUCUCCUGAACGCAUUCGUGCCAUCGAAACCGGCGGUUGCCCGCAUGCCGCUGUCCGAGAAGAUAUUAGCGCCAAUCUGCUUGCUCUCCAGCAACUCCAGCGCAAAUUUGGAACUGAUCUCCUCCUCAUCGAAUCCGGCGGGGAUAACCUGGCAGCGAACUACUCACGCGAACUUGCCGAUUUUAUCAUAUAUGUCAUCGAUGUCGCUGGCGGGGAUAAGAUUCCGCGAAAGGGUGGCCCAGGAAUUACAGGAAGCGACCUGUUGGUUGUGAAUAAGACUGAUUUAGCAGAAGCCGUAGGGGCGGAUUUGGAGGUGAUGGAGAGGGAUGCGGCGAAGAUGAGAGACGGUGGACCGACGAUAUUUGCAGUCGUGAAAAACGGGAAGGGCGUGGAGCACAUUGUUAACCUGAUCGUCAGCGCGUGGAAGUCCACUGGAGCGUAUGAUAUUAGUCUUGCGAGGUGGAAGGCUGGUGCACCCAGAGGUUCCGGCCCGGUGUAGAAGGUGAUGGGUUGAAGACCAAAGAGGUUUUACCUUCCAGCACCAAUCCAGUCUAUGGAUAGUUCGGCAAACGCCCGACCUUGACAAAUCCAAUAAUGUACAUUAUCAUGAACUGUUCGUGGGUCCUAGUUCUUCCCUCUCCUGUCGUAUUUUUCCCUGAACUCUCGACUUUUGUUCUCUUCUCAGAGUCUCGGCUUUAACCCUCUUCUCAUCGAUCACGUUCUUCGAUCCUCUCUUCCGCAGAUAUCUUCGCAAAGCACUAUUUCGUCCACGCCCGCGAUUCUUCAAUCUUUCAAUGGGAUCCUCGUUCUUUUUAUCGAGAUCCCUUUCCUCUCGCUUGAUCUUAUCACUGACUAGAUCCAGAGUGCCCACGAAAUCUGGAUUGAGAGAAAUCAUUUCGGGCUGAAGUUUGGUCAAUAGAGACUUCACUUCAGCUUCUUGUCUUUGUUUCACACUCUCAUAUGGAUUGGCUUCUGAGGCGUCGAAAUUGGGCUCACCGGCGCCUGGGACUAUGAGGCUAGAGAAUCCUUUGUCGUGGGCCACGCCGAGGAUAUCCUCGUAUGGGCACCACCGGACAUUUUCGAUGCGUUGUCCAUCACCACCCCACGCCAUGUAUGGGUUUUGAACUUUCCGCUCACU
This is a messenger RNA of Coccidioides immitis RS, 1492 nucleotides long. Its product is annotated as urease accessory protein UreG. Gene Ontology annotation, molecular function: nickel cation binding; GTPase activity. The transcript is spliced from 5 exons. The record is from RefSeq and is a predicted model, not a curated record. NCBI's taxonomy places the organism in Eukaryota, Fungi, Ascomycota, Eurotiomycetes, Onygenales, Onygenaceae. Bases 56 to 853 code for a protein of 265 amino acids.